UCUCACAUCUCGCACACACAUUCUCAUCUGUCCUCUUUUCUCUUAGUGCAUUUGCUUAUCCUGUCAUGCAGUGACCUUCUCCCUCUGUCCAUUCUUCUGCCAGCUUGUUUUUUUUUUUUUUUCCCCACUUUUCUUCGCUCCUUUGCCUCUGCUUCAGCAGAUGUGGAUGAUGUCAGCCUGAGGGUUAAACAUUAGGUCUGUCACACGGCCGAGAACUCCGACUGGAGACGAGGACAAACAGGAGGGAGGGAAGCCGCGCCGCUGGUUUGGCCGUUUGGAUCGAACAGAUGGAGUCGUUCUUAGGAGACAAUGAAGAAGGCACAGAGGACGUCACAAAACGAAAAAGCUCCAAAAUCAAGUUUCUGAAAAGCCGUUUCUUCAGGAGGACUAAGAAGACGGGUGCAGAGGCAGAUGCCAAGCUCAGCCAGUCAGCUAGUGACAUAACCGCUGGAAAAGGACUCGGUUCAGAUGAAGAUUUAGCCUCUCAGGGUACAAUGGGCUCCCGAGCGUUUUCCCACGAAAGCAUCUUUCUGGACGAUCAGGUCCUUUCAGACCCUGACCCAGUCAGGGUUUCAUCUCAGGAGAAUGUUCACAGCAAAAUCAAAUCUCUGCAGAUGAAGCUCCAGCUGCAGAAUAUGCAUUUUGGGCCACCGCCGAUGGUUCUGCCAAUCAGGAGUCCAGAGGAAACGGCUCAGCAGUCGGAGGACUUUACUUUCCACGGCUCUAAUGAAAACUCAGGAGAGGGAACCCUCACAAAGUCAACAUCUCAGCCGACUUCUCCUCCAGUCUCGCCCAUCUCAAAAUGGGCUCAAACAAGAUCUCCGUCCCAAAUUCCUUCCCAUCACUUUUCUGUUUCUGGACCCAACUAUUCAUCACCAGCUACAGCUGAGGCUCCGGUAGACUUCAGCACACCAGCCAAAUUAAACACCUCCCUAGAUACAUCUGCUUUACGCCACAGGAUGUCCAUCAAACCUAAAAACCAGAGGGCCAGUUCGAAGAGAAAACCAUCUCCUAGGAUUGAAUCUGGGUCUCCUUUACAGGACCUGAAAGUCCGUGACCGAUUUGAGCGUGUUCAGGAACAAGAAAAGGAGGUUGUUGCUCAGGAGGGAGAAACAGUGGAGACAGACAAAGGACAGGCCAAUCUUUCCCAGCUUUCUCCACUAACAUUUGAAGAAUUGUCACCAGUUUCAUCUGAGGUUGCGUCCAAAUUACCGAGUCAGGACAAUGCUCUUCCUGAGACCAAAACCUUUCCAAUUCUUCGAGUGAAGCCUCCAGGGCAGUUGGACGCUUUGCCCACUAAACGGCCACACUCGUCCUACAUCGAUUCAGACAUCAAGGAGAAAAAGGAAUCGGAUUUGGAGAGGCAAGUAACAUCCCAAAACAAGAGAAAUGCCUUUUUUGCCAGCAUGACUGAAUUGUCCUCUGAGCAGCUCUCGCCAUUCAGCUCGUGGUUGACAUCCAGGUCACCUCUUACUCAGCAGCAGCAGCCUAAAAAGGAUGAGGACAUCUCAACAAGAAUAAAGAGACAAUCAUCAGGAUCUGACUCCUUUCGUUUGUCUGGAAACUGGGAUGAAGAAAGACCUCGAUCAGGCAGUUUCACAGGACUCCCGGAAAAGUCUAAACCCAGGACCAAAUCAUUUGGGGUAGCUGAAGAGAAAAUUGGAAAAGAAAGAGAUGAACUAAAGAAUUUAACAAGAUCCUUGGAAAAACCUGAAGCCAGGUCUAGAUCAUUUGAGGGAAAAGAAGAGAAAAUCAAAUUAGAAAAGGAGGAAGUCAAAAGUUUAACAGGAGCCUUUGAAAAACCUGAAGCCAAGAAAAGCUUGGCUACAGAGAAAAUCAGAAGAGAAAAGGAGGAAGUUAAACAUUUCACGGGAUUCCCGGAAAAACCCGAAGCCAAGACUAGGGAAUUUCGGGGAACAGAAGAGAAAAUCACAAGAGAAAGAGAGGAUUUAAAGAGUGGCACUGGAUUAUUUGAGAAACCUGAAACCAGAACUAGAUCAUUUGAGGGAACAGAAGAGAAAAUAUCAAAAGAAAAGGAGGAAGCUAAAAAUUUUACAGGAUUCCUCGAAGAUCCUGAAGCCAAGACCAGAUCAUUUGGGGGAACAGAAGAGAAAAUCACUAAAGAAAAGGAGGAAGUUAAAAGUUUUACAGGAUGGCGGGAAAAAUCUGAAGCCAAAAGUAGACCGUUUUGGGGAACUGAAGAGAAAAACACAAGCGAAAUAAAGGAACUUAAAAAUGUUUCAGGAUUCCUGGAAAAACACAAAGCCAAGAUUAGAUCAUUUGGGGGAGCAGAAGAAAAAAUCACAAAAGAAAAGGAGGAAGAUAAACAUUUUACAGAGUUCCUGGAAAAAUCUGAAGCCAAGACCAGACCAUUUGGGGGAACAGAAGAGAAAACCACAAGAGAAAGGGAGGAAGUUAAAAGUUUACAGCCUAAAGGAAGCCCCUUUGCUGCAGACAGAUCCAAGGGCUCGUCUCUUCCACAGGAAAGAAAUCUCAGCUAUAAAAAAGUAGAAGCAGUGACAACAGCCAGAAGCUCACCAUUAGACACGUAUGUCGCAGAGGUAGUGCGGGUGGACAGUACUCCGGAGGUAGUGGAUGAGGCUGUGGAAGCAAAGGAGCUUCCGGAGGAUGAAACAAGGACACCGUUUGGUGUAAAGCUUCGCUCCACAUCGCGCUCAUUCAAGUUCCGCUCUGACACAGCUUCUCAACGCCAUUCAGCGAUGCUGCUGUCCGAUGACCAAGAUGUCGACACAAAGAAAAGACAGAAAAUGGUUGACGGCUCCAGUCAAAUAUCUGAAAAGACACUAGUAAACACAAGCAGCUCCCCCAGAUCACCAGAUCCAGCUCCUUUUGGUGUUACCCUUCCAGUCAGGCGCAAUGCUUCACUUGAAGAAAGUUCUCAAACCACUCCUGUAGAAGUCCARAYAACUUCCAUACACCUAGGGGAAUCUGAAACUGCCCCCCAGGAGACUCAGCCUAACCCACAAGCAUUCCCCUCCGAUGUGUCCUGGGUGAGUUUGGCCAUGGAAAAGACCAAGAGUCUCCAACAUCUUUUGACCAGCAGAUUUCAAAGAGAUUUUACUGGGACACAAACUGGAGCUCGGCCUAAAAGCCAAGAAGAGACAAUCAUCGGACCUCAGGUGCAGAACCAGACAGUAAAGGUUCAACAGAGCACACCACCGCUAUCAUCAGACAAAAUCAAAGAAGAAUCCGUUCAAAGCAGUGGCCAAGAGCAAGCUGUCAAACCCUCGGCACCAGCAUCGCAAAAGAAGACGCCGCCGCUAACUCAGUUUGAGUCAUGCAGUUCUAGAGACUCUCCAAUCCCUAGACAAAUGAGCCACUGCCAGACGCAGCCUAACAGAGCUCAAUCAGACGCUCAGGCCAUCCCAAGAACAACCCACUCUCCAUCACCCUCAUCUCCUCUAAUAGGCAACACGUCUCCAUUUACAUUUACACGAAGGAACGCACCCCAGUUGCUUGCACAGCCUUACCAAUCCUCUCCCCAGCAGCAAACCUGCUGGACCAGUCAAGGUCUCCAACCUGCCACUCAGCUCAAACAUGUACCUUCAGCUCUGGAGUCAGAACCUGCAGUCACAUCAGCUGCAGCUCCUACUCUUGACUUUGCCUUGGAAAGAAGAGAAAAAGAAUCCAGUGUCCCGAAAGAGAGUCCAUCUCUCGUAAGCAAGCGGGUACUUUGGACUGGAUCAGCGGCCGACAGGUUUGCCUUCAUGGAGAAACGGGCAGAGUGGACAACGCCACCAUUGCUAAAGGAGGUGGAACAGAAGAAAUAUCAAGCACAAAUGCAGACCUCAAGUGACACUGACACUCUGGCUUAUCUUUUCCCUCUAAGCAAAGAUACAGUGGAAAUUAGACAAGUGGCAAACUCAGCAGAAUCCAGCCCGUCCAGGGUUAUAGAAAAGCCUCGUGAGGACAAAUGGACCCGGAAAAAUGUGGAGUUACCCUCUUCCCCGUCUUCUUUACGCACUCAUUCAUCAGCGCUGCAUUCUGACAGCAGCCAGCCGUCCUGGAUGGAGCUGGCUAAGAGGAAGUCAAUGGCAUGGAGCGAUAAGAGCAUGGACUAAGAGGGGAAUCUGAGAGAUUUACGGGUUCUGGAAACAAGAAUGAGUACUGGUUUGAAUAAGAGAAUAAGAUAAAGGUCGAGUAAAGCUGCCUGGAGGGUGUUGAUCAGAUGUGAUGGAAAAAUUUUACACUGUUUUUAAGUAAUCAUAAAGUUUUAUUGUUUUAGGAACAGAAAGAGAGGCUCAAUAAAUUAAUUUCAUUAUGAUCCCACUUCAU
Messenger RNA from Poecilia reticulata (guppy), 4296 nucleotides. RefSeq names its product cracd like a (gene cracdla). NCBI's taxonomy places the organism in Eukaryota, Metazoa, Chordata, Actinopteri, Cyprinodontiformes, Poeciliidae. The record is from RefSeq and is a predicted model, not a curated record.